Messenger RNA from Boleophthalmus pectinirostris (great blue-spotted mudskipper), 1924 nucleotides. RefSeq names its product 14-3-3 protein zeta-like. The record is from RefSeq and is a predicted model, not a curated record. Gene Ontology annotation, biological process: signal transduction. The transcript is spliced from 6 exons. The coding region runs from base 150 to 905 and encodes 251 amino acids. NCBI's taxonomy places the organism in Eukaryota, Metazoa, Chordata, Actinopteri, Gobiiformes, Gobiidae. Gene Ontology annotation, cellular component: cytoplasm.
CAGGCAACGCGGCUGUGACGUCAUUACUCCCAGCGCGACCCUGCAGCUUGUUCUUUGAUUGGAGGGAAACCCCGUGGAAGAGCGGGAGCGAUCAUCAGCUGUACGAGCAGGAAGCAGAAUAACUGCGUUUUUCGGACCACACAGCAAACAUGCCUGAUAAGGAAGAAUUGGUAUGUCGGGCCAGACUAGCCGAGCAGGCUGAGCGCUAUGAUGACAUGGCAACGGCCAUGAAGAAAGUCACUCAGGAAGCUAAGGAGCCUCUGACUGUGGAGGAGCGUAACCUGUUGUCUGUGGCCUUCAAGAAUGUGGUGGGGUCCCGGAGAUCAGGCUGGAGAAUGCUGACCAGCCAAGAGAAGAAAUAUUCUGAGAAUGGUGACACCAAAAAUGCGGAGUUAGCCAAGACUUACAGAGAGGAAAUUGAAAAGGAGCUGAAUGACAUUUGUACUGAAGUUGUGGAGUUGCUUGAAAAGUUCUUGAUUCCUCAGUCAAGCAAAGAUGAGGGGAAGGUUUUUUACCUGAAGAUGAAGGGAGAUUAUUUCCGUUAUCAGGCUGAGGUGGCUUGUGGAGACCAGAAGCAAAAAGUCAUCAAUGACUCUGAAGCAGCCUAUAAUAAAGCAUUGGAAAUCAGCCAGAACAUGCCCACUACACAUCCCAUCCGGCUAGGCCUAGCUCUUAACUUCUCUGUCUUUUAUUACGAGAUUGCUAAUGACCAGAAGAAGGCCUGUGAAUUAGCUAAGAAAGCUUUUGAUUUGGCCAUUAAUGACCUGGACACCACCUCAGAGGAUUCCUACAAGGACAGCACCUUAAUCAUGCAGCUGCUCCGUGACAAUCUGACACUGUGGACCACCGGUGAGGGCGAUUGCGAGGGUGAAGACUUGCCGCAAGACGAGGAUAAUAAACAGUGAUCUUCACAAAGAUCCUUGAACACAUUUUUACCUCUCACCAGCCUAAGUCGCGCAUGUGGGUUGCGUGUGCACAUACAUGAACACACAUGUAUGUUUACACUCCCAAGUAUAAAGUACAGUAUGUAUGCGCUAAAAACAUUGUGUGUUAAAUGUAUGAGCACCACCACUGAAAAAUUAUCUCAAGGUUUGAUUAUUUUGUCCAUAACUUAAUCCUAAUUGAAAGCCUAUUCCAGUCCUUCAAAUACAUUUUUGUGUAGUGCAUCAAUCUUGAUGGCAUUGCACAAUGAACAAACCCCAACGCCAAAACUCCUUGAAAGCAUAUACACUAUAAAAUGGUGUGAGCAUGAUAUAGUUUGUAUCCUUCUGCCUGCUGAACUGGUGCUUUUUAUGGCUGGUGCUUGUGUUAUGUGGCGUGGUGGGUUUUCUGUGCGAUCAGGUGCAAAGAUGACUGUCCAUAAUUAGCCACAUGCUAAAAGUGUCGUUUCUUUAGUUUACUAAAAGGUUACAUUCCAUUGUGCUUGACUUUUUUCUUUUGACAAUGUACUAUAUUGUUUCUAUAUUCAUUUUUCAUGCCACAUGACUUGAGGCCUCAGAAAAAGUGAACAACUUUUAAAAUGGCUUGAUACUGUAACUUUUGAUAUUUUAUCUUUUUCUCAGUACAGAGAAUACUUAGGUCAUGUGCCUCUUUGUGGCUUUAUACCUUUCUAUUCAGGUGUUUUUGUAUUUUCAUUUGUGUGUUUAAUUCCCUUUGAUUCCUGGUAUGUCUGUCGUUCUCAGCAAUAUGGUAUUAUGGAUUUGGCGGCUUGUAAUGAACCUGGGAUUCUCUCUAAGAUGUAAGCCAUUUUGUUGUGACAUUCCCAUGUGUGAUUGGAUUAUUAAAAAGUAUGGCCUUUAAUCAACAUUUCCAGUUAUAUAUGAUGGCACUGUAUGGCUGUGCAGAGGGUUGCAGGAUUUACGGUUACUAAUUGCUCUCUGGUUAUGUGCUUUCAUGUAAGUGGAAUUAAAACAUUCAAUUUAAA